Schistosoma margrebowiei is the source of this 1962-nucleotide messenger RNA. The record is from the annotation of a GenBank genome assembly. Lineage: Eukaryota; Metazoa; Platyhelminthes; Trematoda; Strigeidida; Schistosomatidae.
GGACCGUGUUCUGCGGAGUUUAUAUUUGCACCAAGGUCGUUUAGGCAAAAAAAAGACCAAUUAUGUAUUCAACUUCAAAAUAAUGCUUUGAGAACGCUUUAUAUAUUGUUCGUAAUACACCUCAAAUAAUCAGUGCGAAAUAUUUGUACUUCUAUUACAUAUUGUUGCUUUUUCAGUCCUCUUAAUGCUGGGUAUAUUUUGUUUUGUGCUGUGUUCUUAAAUAUAUUUCCACUUGAAGUGUCGGGUUUUCUACGAAGUAAUCACUUCUUUGGUCUUGACUUUAUUCGGUAUUUAUGGUGGUUUAAGGACAUCUAAAAUGACAGAUUGGUUUCAUAGGAAUCACUUAAAGGCUACUGCUAAGUAUACUUUCGACGUUGGUGCAGUUGCUAAAGAUUUAAGCUGCAAGACUCUAUGCAGUGACGCUGCAAAACGUCGUGUUGAACUUCUCAAGUUAAUAUCGGAUCCAUCAGUACCAUGUGAAGCAGUCAUAACUUCCUUGAAUCGAUAUUUACAGUUAUUAAUGGGAUUCGUUGUGGCAACUGAUAAUAAAACGCCGUUCAGUAAAUUAAGAGGUCUCGUUUGUGUGAAAUGGUGUGACAGUAUAAAGCCGAAGGGUGAACCAAUUGUUCGCUCAGAUUCUAUCUUUGAAUUAUACUCAGUACUUUUCAAUGUUGCUUUAUGGUAUACUAAACAUGCAGCAAAAGUUGCUUCUAACGAAAAUGUUUCGGAAGAUGAAGCCAAGGAUGUUCAUUUAUCACUUAAAACAGCUGCUGGAUUGUUUAAUUUAUUACGGACAAAGUAUAUGCAUGAGUUUACAGAAUUUGUUCCAAACAGUGAUAUGGAUCCAAAUAUUCUGGAUGCUUAUAUAAAUCAGUCAUUAGCAGAAGCUCAAGAAAUUACUGUUGCCAGAGCAAUUGAAUUAAAACAUAAACCAUAUUUAAUCGCUGGUUUAGCUAAUGAAACUGCCAAGCUUUACGAAAAAUGUGGUUUGGCUUUAACACAAUGUAAUCCUAAAAUUGUUGGGAAAUGGAAAAAAUAUUCAGAAUUUAAACAGUUCUGUUAUGAAUCAUAUGCGUAUGUUUACUAUGGUGAGGACUUAUUGGAAAAGGGAAAGGCAGGUCAAGCUGUGGCGAUUCUUAAAGAGGCAUCUGCUCCAUAUGAGAAGGCAAUUCGUGCUGCACGUGAAUACACAAAAGUUGAAGGUGUCAGUUUGUCAACUAAACCACCUGAUCAUUGUUUUUUCCGUCGUCUGCCUGGACUAAUUGAACGUACACAUAAUAAAUGUGAACGUGAAAAUGGAUUAAUAUAUCAUCAGAAAGUUCCAAGUGUCGCUCCAUUUUUGGAAAUAAAAGCGGAAUAUGGCAUCGCAGCGCCCAAAGAACCUGAGCUCAAUUUCGAGUUAGAUCCCAGAUGGAAAGACGCCUACGUUGGUUUUGAUACUAGCAAAGUAGUGGAGAAUAUUUUAUCAAACUCCAAAAAUUCAAAAGAUCACAAACAUUCUGGAACCAAAGAUGAACCAGUUGAGCCAGUUCGUGAAAUGCCUAUUUUUAGUACUGAUAAGGAUCCGAAAAAUGACAGUGGAUGUGUUAUAUCAUAAUAUGAAUUUUUACAAAAUGAUCCUCGGAAUUUCGUUACAAUUUUAUUCUUUGAUUUAAAAAAGUUUUGUAUUACAGUAUAUGUAUUCUUUCCAUAAUUUUUAAAGAUAUGACAAUCAAUAUAUGUGCUAUGGUUACUAAAAAUGUGAUGAUCAUUAAUUAGCUUUUUAUCUUUAUUUCUAUUCAUGAUUUAUUUUCUUUUUUUUGUUAUGUAACGCGUGUUGAAUAUAUUGUAUAUAAAUAAAUCGCCAUUAGUUUGUCCUGUUAGAAUAUUUCUGGGCAUUGAUCAUUACAGCGUCAUAUCGACCCUACUAUUUUACAUCGUUCAUUUAAUUAAUGUAAUAAUCCCCGAAAUUUCUCAAGGUUG